Strigops habroptila (Kakapo) is the source of this 2676-nucleotide messenger RNA. RefSeq names its product coagulation factor XI-like. The transcript has 15 exons. The record is from RefSeq and is a predicted model, not a curated record. Gene Ontology annotation, biological process: proteolysis. Bases 9 to 1904 code for a protein of 631 amino acids. Gene Ontology annotation, cellular component: extracellular region. Gene Ontology annotation, molecular function: protein binding; serine-type endopeptidase activity. NCBI's taxonomy places the organism in Eukaryota, Metazoa, Chordata, Aves, Psittaciformes, Psittacidae.
CCUACUGUAUGUUCAGGAUGAUUGGGAUUUAUCAGACUUCUUAUUUCAUUUUCUUAUUUGCUUCUGUUUACAGUGAAUGUGUGACUCAGAUCUAUGAAGAUACAUACUUCCAAGGAGGAGAUCUCACUACAGUUUUUACACCAAGUGCCAAUUACUGCCAAGUAGUGUGUACUUACCAUCCUACCUGUCUGCUCUUCACGUAUUUGCCAGCGACAUGGACUAAAGAGCCUGCAAAAAGGUUUUCCUGCUACUUAAAAGACAGUGAAACAGAAAUGCUGCCGAAAGUGGAUAUGGAAGGAGCUAUGUCUGGACAUUCCUUAAAACAGUGUGAUGUCCAAAUUAGUGCUUGCAGCCCAGAUGUCCUCAUAGGACUGGAUAUGGAAGGGCAAAUUUAUGAUGUUACAAUGACUGACAGCUACCAACAGUGUCAAAAAAGAUGUACCAAUGACAAUCGUUGUAAUUUUUUUACAUAUGCCUCAGAAACAUUUCAUGAUGCAAGCCUUCGUAAAAAAUGCUUCUUGAAACAUACCAAUGUAGGAACUCCAACCAGCAUAAAGGUGCUUGAUGAGGUUGUGUCUGGAUUCUCUUUAAAGCCAUGCCAGCUUUCUGAAAUAGAUUGUCAAAUGGACAUUUUUGAAGAUCAAGAAUUUUCAGGAAUGAAUAUUACAAGUUUUUUCACUCCUGAUAUCUCUGUCUGCCAAACUAUUUGUACAUAUUUUCCAAAGUGCUUGUUCUUCACAUUCUUUACCAGGGAAUGGCAAAUAAAAUCGCAAAGAAAUCUUUGUGUUCUGAAGACAUCAACAAGUGGGAUACCAGAAGCGCUUAUAUCACGAGAAAAUGCUGUAUCAGGCUUUGGUCUCCUAAAUUGCAGAAGAUCAUUUCCUGCCUGCAAUUCUCGCACAUAUAUGCAUAUGAAUUUUUUGGGUGAUGAACUCAAUGUCACUUACACUAAAGGACACAGAGCCUGUCAGCAGGUUUGCACAGAUGUGAUCCGCUGCCAAUUUUUUACCUACUAUCCCCUGCAAGAUUCAUGCAAUGAGGAAAGAAAGUGCAAGUGUCACCUAAGGAUGUCCUUGAAUGGAUCUCCAGUGGAAAUAGUACAUGGGCCAGGAAGGAUCUCUGGAUACUCACUAAGGUUAUGUAAAAAAAAAUCUAGUACUGUGUGUAUGCAACAUUCUGCAAGAACUAUUAGGAUUGUUGGAGGGACAGACUCUUCCCCUGGUGAAUGGCCAUGGCAAGUCAGCUUGCACGUGAAGUUGUCUCGUCAGAGACACCUCUGCGGGGGCUCUAUCAUCAGCAGCCAGUGGAUUCUUACAGCUGCUCACUGCGUCAUGAGUCUUGAGAAUCCCAACAUUUGGCGUGUUUAUGCUGGUAUUUUAAAACAAUCAGAAAUAAAAGAGGAUACGCCCUUCUUCAAAGUGGAAGAGAUUAUUGUUCAUCCUCAGUAUAAAUACGCACAGACUGGAUAUGACAUUGCUUUAAUGAAACUUGAUAAGCCUAUGAAUUUUACUGAUCUUCAACUACCUAUUUGCCUGCCAUCAAAAGAAGACAGUAACAUACUUUAUAAUGACUGUUGGGUAAUUGGAUGGGGUUACAGAAAAGAAAAAGGUCGUGUACAAGAUAUUCUUCAGAAGGCUACUGUUCCCCUCAUGUCGAAAGAGGAAUGCCAGGCAAGGUACCGGAAACACAGAAUCGGGGACAAAGUAAUCUGUGCUGGCUAUGAUGAAGGUGGAAGGGAUGCUUGUAAGGGAGAUUCAGGAGGGCCGCUGUCAUGCAAGCACGAGGAGGUGUGGUAUCUGGUGGGCAUCACCAGCUGGGGUGAAGGGUGUGCUCGCCGCAGGCAGCCGGGUGUCUACACAAAAGUUGCUGAGUAUUCAGACUGGAUUUUAGAAAAAACUACAUAGCAUGGGAGUGACCAACUGGUUCAAAGGGAGGUAGUGGAAAAGUAAACCUAGAAGCAAUGUGAUAAAGUGUAUUAGCUUUUUUUAAAUGGUAUUUCUUGUUAGCCUGGAACGUAAAAGACUUGAUUAAAAAAGUAGAAAGCAAGAAUGAAUGAACUUUGCCAUUACCAAAUAAAAAGCAGUAAUAAAAAUAAGCUCUGUGGUCACUGAUUUGGCAGGAAAAAAAAAAAAGAAUAUAUCUGAACUAUUGAUUUCUUCUGUCCUUGCUAGCAUAAAAUGGGAGUAGAAAAGGUUGCAAGGCAUGUACGGAUUGGGAGCUGUGAACUGCUUCUGACUCCUGAGGUUUGGACAUAGUAAUAGAGAUUUCCCUUCCUUGUCUGAAUUUGGUUGAAAUGGACCAACCGGUUACAAAAUUACUAAGGGGCUUGCAAAAAGGAAGCUGAGGCAAAAAGAAGCCUAUACAGUUGUAUAAACCUCAUUUCUUCAUGAAUUCGCCAAAAACUGACAGUACUAAUUGAGAAAACAAAACCAGAGGCCGAAGCAAGCUCUCCAGCAACAAUUUUGCAAGUAUGGUAACAGUGCCGUCUUUCACUUAUAUUGUUCUAAUUUCUGUGGAAACUUCUGUGGCAAGAAUGGUAAUGUGGGUCUAAUUCACUUGAAGCAGAAUAUCCAGAAAGUCAAUAAAAGAAUCACCCCUUCUAGGGACAUCAUAUGUCAUUGCUCUUUAGCACAAGAUAUUUUUAUUUUCCAGAAUCCUAGCUCUCCUUCAUUAAAG